UGUGGCUUUCUAAAGCAAUGCUUCAUAAAUACGCACAUAAAAAAAAAACUCAGACAUCGCAGCAACCAGAACUUUAGAUCAGUGCGAAGGGCGCACAUGAGAGCGCGGAUGCCAAAGGAAAUGAGCGCCCAUCAAGAAACCUUAUAAACCAAUAAAUUACCACUUAGAUACUUAUAUAAAUAUAUUUUCUAUAUGAUGUUAAAUGUUUUUACCUUUCCUUGUUUCGAUGAUUAAACGUAUAUUUAUUUAGUCAGAUACAGCGCGUCAAGGUUGGAUUAAUGAUUGGAGACCGUUUGGGUGGAGGGAAGUCAACACCUGAGCGAGCGAUGUGAAGGUUAACCAGGAAUCAUCUUAAACCUCAGUGUUCACCUCUCAGGCCCAGUCAUGAAGUCUGUGCUAGAUGGUGUGGCUGACACCACCUUCCGGACUAUAACAUCUGGACUGCAGUACCUGGGCUCCAACGAUGCCAUCUAUGAUGACACCACCAUCAACGCUGACUUCACUAAGGGUGGAUUGUCCGUCCAGAAGCCUCUCUCUGCUUUCCUCAGUAACUCUUUCCCAGACAAAGUGCCUGGAGAUGAGGAACUCAUCCUCAAAGGCAUCCCAUUCUUCCCUACCAAUGCCACAGAUCUGUUUGGCAACCGGAGUGGCUUUGGAGAUGAGGGAACCGGAAUCCAGUGUGGGGAGAACUUCAUGGAUAUGGAAUGCUUCAUGAUCCUUACCCCUAGCCAGCAGCUGGCUGUGGCGGUGAUGUCACUCACCCUGGGCACCUUCACGGUGUUGGAGAAUCUUAUCGUGCUGUGUGUGAUACUCCAAUCCCGCACCCUGCGCUGCCGCCCCUCCUACCACUUCAUAGGCAGCCUGGCUGUAGCCGACCUGCUAGGCAGCGUCAUCUUCGUCUACAGCUUUCUGGACUUCCAUGUGUUCCACAGAAAAGACAGCCCCAAUGUGUUCCUCUUCAAGCUGGGCGGAGUCACCGCCUCGUUCACAGCCUCUGUGGGAAGCUUGUUUCUCACUGCUAUAGACCGCUACAUCUCCAUUCACAGACCCCUGGCCUACAGGCGCAUCGUCACGAGGACCAAGGCUGUCAUCGCCUUCUGCGUGAUGUGGACUAUCUCCAUUGUCUUCGCAGUGCUCCCUCUGCUGGGCUGGAACUGCAAGCAGCUCAACUCGGUCUGCUCAGACAUCUUUCCGCUUAUUGACGAGAAGUACCUGAUGUUCUGGAUCGGGGUGACUAGUGUGCUCGUCUUCUUCAUCAUCUACGCCUACAUGUACAUCCUGUGGAAGGCCCAUCACCACGCCGUGCGCAUGCUGAGCCGCACCUCCCAGAAGAGCCUGGUGGUGUACUCGGCGGAUGGGACUAAGUCGCAGACCAUGCGCCCUGAGCAGACGCGCAUGGACAUCCGCCUGGCCAAGACACUGGUCCUCAUCCUGGUGGUGCUGGUCAUCUGCUGGGGCCCUGUGCUGGCCAUCAUGGUCUACGACCUGUUUUGGAAGAUGGAUGACGAUAUUAAGACAGUGUUUGCUUUUGCCAGCAUGCUCUGUCUGCUCAACUCAACCGUCAAUCCAAUCAUUUACGCCCUGAGGAGCAAGGACAUGCGACACGCCUUCCUAAACUCAUGCCAGGCGUGCCGGGGCAGUGCCCAGCAGCUGGACAAUAGCCUGGAGUCUGACUGCCAGAACAGGCACAUUGCUGCCAACAGGGCUGCAGAGAGCUGUGUGAAGACCACUGUGAAAAUAGCCAAAGUGACCAUGUCUGUCUCCACUGAGACAUCUGCAGAAGCUGUCUAGCUGGUCAUCAUCAUGUCACAGCGAUAUUGCGUCACGAGAUGGGGAUGGACCUUCCACAGGAUGUAAUGAAUUACACACAUAGCUAAAUGCUUCAGCGGUUCAUUACUUAAUUGUUUUAUGUUUACGAGGUGUGCCAGUAUAGUGUUCCAGUGCCUAAGUGCCAAAUAUAUGGUGAUGAAGACAGUGGGAUGGGGACUGUUGGCCAUAGACUUCAUGAUGAUCAAACUGUAGAAGGCUUAGCAUAUUUCUUUGUACUGUGAAUUCAGGUUCUGAACCAAUGAUAUAUUCAUUCAUGGGAUAAGGGGCUAAUUAAGUUUUUGAGAUUAGAAGUAUGUUUCAGUAUGUUAUCAAGAUGUCAAUAUGUGUUCCAUAAAGAAGAUAAAUCAUUUAGGCUUUGAGAAGCCAGAACAGGCAUUGGCUUUGUCCAGGCGUUAUGUACAAAUAUACAGUGUUGUGUGAAGAGUUCAAUUUUAUUUACAUAAGGGUCUAACUUUAAUUUUAAUUUACUUAAGACAUGUAUGAUCCAUAAAGCGACAGAGGAACCGUUGCCUUUGUAUUUUCUUUUUAUACCGACCGGUCUGAGUUUAUUUUUUUAUUUCAGAAAUAACUAACAGGAAAUCAAAUCUGACCUGACUUUGUGUAGACAGCUCCAUUGACUGUUUGAGUCAUCUUUCAUAUAGAAGCUGGAUGAAUCUGAAAACCACAGUCUUCAAUUUAACGAAAUAAAUGUGCCAUUUGAGGCCACAGUAAGCUAAAUCUGCUUUAAAUACUUAUGAGAUGUGUUCACGAAGUCAAAAAUCUACAAUGUCAUUAUAAGGUAUUGUGCCUUUCAUAUCUUUGUCUCUACUCUUGGGUAUAGUGGUAUGUUUUCAAUAAAAAAAUGAAUGUAUACCAAACAAUUUUACAGUGUUACAUACAAUCCAGUUCCAAAAAGUGAUUUCAUUGUGAGUCUGUCUUUAAAACAGUUUGUCAACGCAACAAUGUAUUGUAUGGCUAAAGCUUGAGCACAGGUCAUGAAAAUUGAAAUCUGGUUGCAGUGUGCUGGCCACACUACCAUAAUAAUCAUAGAACUACAUGCAAUGGAUUGAAUUCAGAUGACUUGUAAGUGGAUUUAAUUGAAUUCAGUACAUUUGUGAAUAACUUUACAACUUGAUAAAAAAAAAAAUUAAAAAAUCUACCUUCUGUUCGACACCUCAUCAAAUUGUGUCAGUGUUACCGUAAACAUAACUUAACUUGAUUAGGAUUAUUUUGAUAUUUGAGGAGAUCACAAUAGCUACCCUAGAGUAGACAUACAGCACAGCUUUUAGAUAAACAAAACAAGAAGAUAGCCUGUCUGUCAGUUUUUAGGUUGACUGCAGUUCAUUCUUAUCAAAGGCAAGCCUUUCAUUCGUUAGCAGACAAAACAUUAGAAUGAGUCUCUUACCAGUGUUGAUGAAAAUGGUCAUUUUCAAUUAUAUUAUGUAGGACUUUUAAUCUAGAACUAUCACUCAGUUAACAUUGUUCUUUAGACAUUUAUCUUGGUGUUAAACUACUACCGACAGCUGUUUACCAGUAUGCUUUGCUGCCUCUUGUAAUGUUGAGUGUUGGAAAUCAAAUGUCAAACUGUUAAGUGGCUUCUGUACUGUGGUGGCAUCUGAGAAGUCUUUUGGGGGGGAAAAAAUCUGCGGUAUUCAACAGUUUUUUUUCACAUUGCAAUGUAAUGUUUCCAAGCUUUUGAAUAAAGUCACAGCUGGUUGUCA
This is a messenger RNA of Oncorhynchus mykiss (rainbow trout), 3530 nucleotides long. It is a transcript of the gene cnr1, whose product is annotated as cannabinoid receptor 1. Gene Ontology annotation, biological process: G protein-coupled receptor signaling pathway. Gene Ontology annotation, molecular function: cannabinoid receptor activity. Gene Ontology annotation, cellular component: membrane. Lineage: Eukaryota; Metazoa; Chordata; Actinopteri; Salmoniformes; Salmonidae. The record is from RefSeq and is a predicted model, not a curated record.